AUGGCACCCGUACAGCCGAAUUCAGAUUCCUCUCUCCUCUCUGAGAACGAUCUUCCAGCGGGGAUUUCUUACGCAGAGGCGAUGGAGGGAGGCUCGCGGCCGCUCCUACACCCCGACAACCCCGUCGUCUUCCUCGACGUCUCCAUUGGCAGUCACGAAGCAGGCAGAAUCAAAAUCGAACUCUUCAAAAACAUCGCACCGAAAAGCGCUGAAAACUUUAGGCAAUUCUGCACAGGCGAGUUUCGCCAGAACCAAGUGCCGAUCGGCUACAAGGGCGCCACGUUUCAUCGAAUCAUCAAAAACUUUAUGAUCCAGGGCGGCGAUUUCGUGAAGGGUGACGGCACUGGGAGUUUGUCAAUCUACGGAACUUCCUUUCCGGACGAGGCGUUUGUUCUUCCCCACUUCCGCAGCGGUCUCUUGUCUCUGGCGAACAGCGGGCCAAACACGAACGGAUGUCAGUUCUUCAUCACUUGUGCAAAGUGCGACUGGCUGAAUAAAAAGCACGUGGUCUUUGGACAAGUCCUCGGGAAAGACUCGAUGCAAGUCGUGAGAAAAAUCGAGCACGUGACGGUCGAUGGGGGCAACCGGCCGCGCAUCCCUGUCACUGUCACCCAGUGCGGCGAGCUGUAG
Neospora caninum is the source of this 630-nucleotide messenger RNA. Its product is annotated as putative peptidyl-prolyl cis-trans isomerase H. Bases 1 to 630 code for a protein of 209 amino acids. NCBI's taxonomy places the organism in Eukaryota, Apicomplexa, Conoidasida, Eucoccidiorida, Sarcocystidae. Gene Ontology annotation, molecular function: peptidyl-prolyl cis-trans isomerase activity. Gene Ontology annotation, biological process: protein folding; protein peptidyl-prolyl isomerization. The transcript has 3 exons. Gene Ontology annotation, cellular component: intracellular membrane-bounded organelle. The record is from RefSeq and is a predicted model, not a curated record.